AUGAAAACUUCAAAGGCAUCCCAGCGCUACAGAAGCAUCCGGAGAAACGCCAGUCAGUGCUACCUCUACCAGGACUCCCUGCUGCUUGGUAACUCGGAUGACAGCUUUAAUGCUGAUGAAACGGGGGACAGCAAUGAUCCGGAGCAAAUCUUCCAGAAUAUACAGUUCCAGAAAGAUCUCAUGGCCAACAUCCGUUGCAGACCCUGGACCAUGGGACAGAAGCUACGGGCGCUGAGACGAGCAAAAGAGAUUGUGCUGAAGUUUGAAGGGAGGUUGACUAGGACGCGAGGCUACCAAGCAGCCGGGGCAGAGCUCUGGCGGAAAUUCGCCCGUUUGGCCUGCAACUUUGUGGUCAUCUUCAUCCCCUGGGAAAUGAGGAUAAAGAAAAUUGAGAGUCACUUCGGAUCUGGUGUGGCCUCCUACUUCAUCUUCCUGAGGUGGUUAUUUGGAAUUAACAUAGUGCUCACAGUGAUGACAGGUGCUUUCGUUGUCAUUCCCGAGUUAAUCGCAGGCCAGCCCUUUGGAAGCACAGCCAGCAAGACCAUCCCCCAGGAGCAGGUCAUGUCUGCACAGGAUUUGGACACUGUCUGGUCCCUGGGGGGCUACCUUCAGUACUCCGUCCUGUUCUACGGGUACUAUGGAAGAGAGAGGAGGAUCGGGAGAGCCGGCUACCGCCUGCCCUUGGCAUAUUUCCUGGUGGGGAUGGCAGUGUUUGCCUACAGCUUCAUCAUCCUCUUAAAAAAAAUGGCUAAGAACUCACGCACAAGCCUGGCCAGUGCUUCCAAUGAAAACUACACCUUCUGCUGGAGGGUAUUUUGUGCCUGGGAUUACCUCAUUGGGAACCCAGAGGCUGCAGAGAGCAAAACAGCCGCCAUUGUGAACAGCAUUAGGGAGGCCAUAUUGGAAGAACAAGAAAAGAAAAAACACAAAAACAUGGCAGUGACUGUCUGCCUGAGGAUCAUUGCCAACAUCCUGGUGCUCCUCUCGCUGGCUGGGAGCAUCUAUCUCAUCUACUUUGUGGUGGACCGGUCCCAGAAGCUGGAACAGUCGAAGAAGGAGCUGACACUUUGGGAAAAGAACGAGGUGAGUGUGGUGGUCUCCCUUGUCACCAUGAUAGCACCAUCUGCCUUUGACCUUAUUGCUGCCUUGGAGAUGUACCACCCCCGGACGACGCUGCGUUUCCAGUUAGCAAGGGUCCUGGUUCUGUAUCUAGGCAAUCUCUACAGCUUGAUCAUAGCCCUUCUGGACAAAGUGAACAGCAUGAACAUUGAGGAAGCGGCUACCAAAAACAUCACAAGCCAUUGGGCAGAUCCUUCCACCUUUUAUGCCACCAGAACGGUGCCUGAAGAAGCACAGUGGCCCACACCUGGGGAAGGAGUAGAGCUCAGAAGAAACGCCAGCACGUGGGUCUUGGAAGAGACAAGCAUUCUGACUACCAUCAUGCCCCACACAAAGGCCAACAAGACGGUGCCCUACGUGCAGAGCCCCCAAGGACAGUGCUGGGAGACAUACGUUGGCCAGGAGAUGCUGAAGCUGUCGGUCAUUGACAUGCUCUUUACGGUGGCCAGCAUCCUCCUCAUAGACUUCUUCCGAGGACUUUUCGUGCGCUACCUAAGCGACUAUUGGUGUUGGGACCUGGAAAGCAAGUUUCCUGAAUAUGGGGAAUUCAAGAUCGCGGAGAAUGUGCUGCACCUAGUCUACAAUCAAGGCAUGAUUUGGAUGGGGGCCUUCUUCUCUCCGUGUCUACCAGCCUUCAAUGUCCUCAAGCUCAUCGGGCUGAUGUACCUGAGGAGCUGGGCAGUGCUGACCUGCAAUGUCCCCCACCAGCAAGUGUUUCGAGCCUCCAGAUCCAACAACUUCUACCUGGCCAUGCUCCUGUUCAUGCUCUUCCUCUGCAUGCUGCCAACUAUCUUUGCCAUUGUCCACUACAAACCGUCUCUCAACUGUGGCCCCUUCAGUGGGCAAGAGAAGAUCUAUGACAUCGUGUCAGAGACGAUAGAGAAUGACUUCCCUGCAUGGUUUCACAUUGUGGUGGGACACAUCAGCAGCCCCGUGGUGAUACUCCCGGCAGUACUGCUUCUAUUCAUGCUCAUCUACUACCUUCAGAGCAUCGCCAGGUCCCUGAAACUCAGCAGCCAGCAGCUCAGGAUGCAGAUCCAAAACGCAAGAUCUGAAGACAAGAAAAAAGUUGCCCAGAUGGUAGAGGUACUACCUUCACCUAGUGAUGCCUGGCAGGCAGGCCUGGCUGCUGAAGCAGAUUCCAGAGAAAAGCUCCAAACUCGAAUCCAGACUCAUGAAGAAAGCACCAAGAGGCUUCUAAAGGAAGGUGACCUCAUCAGCCAGCUGUCCUCAGCAUACUUGGCAAUGCCCCAAAACAAUGGCACCAUGGUCAACUUUGACUCUCUGAGUAGCAAGAGCCUCAGGAUGGAGACGGUCACAAGGUCCCUGCCCCAGAGUCCUGGGCAAGGGUCCAGGGGCCCCUGCUCUCCUCUUCCAGGUGGAUCCAGAUCAAAGCCAGAGCAGGACUCCAGCAGGUACCCACAUGGGCCAUGUGCCAGCACAGGCAACCUCCACAAGAACAGAUCCUACACAUCCGUGAUACAGACACAGCCCCUCAAGGAUGUCCGUUCAGAGCCUCUUUCCCGGAAAGACUUUCAGCCAAUCAGACCUCGUUUCUGUGGGCCUGGAGUCUCUGCCUUGAUGACACAUGGCCACAGACCCCGUACUCCCAGAUACUAUGUUGUAAAUGAACGUGACUGUCACAGAAAGACCCACCCAACUUUCUGGCCAGAAAGGCAUUUCAAGAUAGAUGCCUUAGGUGACAUUGUGGAGCUGCACCCCAGGAACGUGCAGCAGUACAUGUCCUGGGCCCCCCACCAGCCUUGCUCACCACAGCUGAGUGAAGAAGAGGAGGAGAUGCUGAGGGCAGAUUUGGUCCAAUGGUCGAUCCCCCACGGCUCCCUGACAGACCUUCCUCAGGCUUCUCGUUUUUACACUGGCGACAGACCAGAAAGUGGGGCCAGAGACCCCGAGUACCAGCGAAGGAUGUACUACCGAUAUGGGGAUACUAGUUUUGAGGGGCAGCUUGAGGGGCCCACACUUGUACACAAAAAGCCACGACUCAGGAAUGUCCAUUACCCACAGCAUCCUCUGACGCCCAGAGUCAAAGCCAAGUUCGAACCAUCCUUAACAGAAUCUGAUUCCGUGUCAGCGGCAUCCAGCAGUGACCAGCAGAACAGCAACAAUGACCAGUACCUGCAGGUCAUGUCCAGCCAAAGCAGAUUCCCAAGGUCUGCCAGCCAGCUGGGCAGGAGGAAGGCCAAGUCCAGGCAGGCACUGCCCACGGAUCUAAAUGACCUAAUUUGUUCGAAUGUCUAG
Molecule: messenger RNA, 3378 nt
Organism: Chionomys nivalis (European snow vole)
Lineage: Eukaryota; Metazoa; Chordata; Mammalia; Rodentia; Cricetidae
Gene: Tmc3
Product: transmembrane channel like 3
Exons: 23
Coding region: 1-3378 (1125 amino acids)
Cellular component (GO): plasma membrane
Molecular function (GO): mechanosensitive monoatomic ion channel activity
Source: RefSeq, a predicted model, not a curated record